Messenger RNA from Diceros bicornis minor, 948 nucleotides. RefSeq names its product olfactory receptor 52A1-like. The record is from RefSeq and is a predicted model, not a curated record. The transcript has 2 exons. Gene Ontology annotation, cellular component: membrane. Gene Ontology annotation, molecular function: G protein-coupled receptor activity; olfactory receptor activity. The coding region runs from base 1 to 948 and encodes 315 amino acids. Gene Ontology annotation, biological process: G protein-coupled receptor signaling pathway. NCBI's taxonomy places the organism in Eukaryota, Metazoa, Chordata, Mammalia, Perissodactyla, Rhinocerotidae.
AUGGCAUCCGUUAACAUGUCAUAUCUGGACCCCACAACAGUGACGCUGAUUGGCAUCCCUGGACUAGAGCAUGUGCAGUUUUGGAUUGGGUUUUCCUUCUUCGUAGUAUGCCUGCUGGCUCUUCUGGGAAAUACCAUUUUACUGAUCAUCAUCCCUGCAGAAUGCAGCCUGCACCUCCCCAUGUACAUCUUCCUGGCAAUUCUGGCAGCCACUGAUGUAGGUCUCUGUGUAGCCAUUGCUCCCAAGAUGUUGGCCAUCUUCUGGUUUGGCUCUUGCUCCAUGGUUUUUGAUGCUUGCUUAAUCCAGCUCUUCUUCAUCCACGCCUUGCAGGGCAUGGAAUCUGGCAUCCUGUUGGCCAUGGCCUUUGACCGCUAUGUUGCCAUCUGUAAUCCUUUGAGGCACACAUCUAUCCUCACACCUUUUGUCCUGGUUAGUAUGGUGCUGGUUGUGGCAAUCCGGGCAACGGUGCUCAUUGGCAUUUUACCAAUUUUAAUCAAAAGACUACUGCACCUUUUCCAUUCCACUGUAAUUGCUCACUCUUACUGUGAGCACAUGGCUGUGGUCAAGCUGGCUGCAGAAGACAUCCAAGUCAAUAAAACAUGUGGUCUCCUUGUGGGUUUUACAAUUCUGGGAUUUGACAUGAUUUUUAUCCUCAUUUCCUAUAUCCUUAUUUUCCAGGCUGUUUUUCGUCUACAGCAAAACGAGGCACGGCUCAAAGCAUUUAAUACAUGCACAGCUCACAUUUUUGUUUUCCUUGAGUUUUAUACUCUUGCCUUCUUCUCUUUCUUCAGCCACCGUUAUGGACAUGUUGCCCCCUCUACCCACAUUCUUAUGUCUACCAUCUACCUCCUUGUGCCACCUGCACUCAACCCUAUUGUUUAUGGUGUAAAAAGUAAGGUAAUUCGUAAACGUGUGGCACAGAUUUUUUUUCUGAAUCAUAGAUCAUAG